Messenger RNA from Xenopus laevis (African clawed frog), 4338 nucleotides. RefSeq names its product DNA topoisomerase I, mitochondrial (gene top1mt.L). The transcript has 22 exons. NCBI's taxonomy places the organism in Eukaryota, Metazoa, Chordata, Amphibia, Anura, Pipidae. Bases 271 to 3660 code for a protein of 1129 amino acids. The record is from RefSeq and is a predicted model, not a curated record.
CUCACUGAGUGUCCAGGUACCACACAGGAGACGCCUCAGAGCAAGAGAAGGGCGUGGCGCGUUGGGAUGACGCGUGCGUGCCGCCUGGAAAUCAGUGUGCGCGCUCGGCCCCGCGGGGGAGGUCUAGUUCUGGUGAAGGGAGCUAGAAGUGGAGGCGCGCGCCUAUUGGAGUUUAGUCACGGCAGUGCGCUGCAUACUGGGAAAGCUUGAGGUGAGACUGGGCUUGUGCUGAACUGUAACUCUCACACCCAGUCACAUAACCGGUCCCUAAUGGCAGCUGAUGAUGCUCAGACUGUCCAUCGCCGGGGGGACGAACCCAAAUCGAGGGGCCACAAGGAGAAGGGCCACAGUAAAGCUGAACCCCCUAAACUGAACAGCAACAGCCUAGUCAGGGAUGAGACCAUAUCUUCCACCGGCCCCCCUGCUGAGGAUCCUCCCAGGAGGAAGAAGCACCGACUGGAGAAGUCAGGAAAGGCCAAAUCUGCCGACAGUUCAAAGAAAGUCAAAUCUCCCGACCCCAACACAGAAAGUGAUACAGAGGAGCCUCUGCCCAAACACAAAAAGGCAGAAAAUACCUUCACAGAAAAGCUGCUGCAGGACAGUGUGAUUAGCAGUGCCCCAGACAAUGGGAUGUAUAAAUCAGUGGAACCAAGUGACGUCAGUAAGGAGAUGGCUUCCGAAGUCACCACACGAUUGGAUGAGAACAGCAACAUCACUGCAAUGGAGUGCAAUGGGGAAGUUGCACUGUACAAGAAGGAUGAGGGGGUGGAACCCCAAUGCCAAACCAGUAAAAAGGAACCCAGUGAGGAAAGUUCUAGUGAUGAAUUUCAGGUUGGAGAAGAGAAACACAUAGAUGGUCAAAGGAACCAAGUCUCUCUAUCUGCCAGCUCCCAAGGAGAGUUCAGUGGGAUAUCUAACUCUGCAGAUAUUGGGGUGAAAGUGGACCCCUCCUUCAGUAAAGAUAACAUAACUAUACAGGAACAUGAAUGGGCAAAACCAGAGAAGGAGACAGACCGCCAUAACAAAGCCAAAAAGGAGGAAGCUGAUAGGUUGGAGAGGAAAAAGGAGCGUGCAGAGAAAAAGGGGAAUUCAGAGAAGAAGGAAAAGGGGAAAAAUCAUUUGAAUAGAGGUUCAGAGAAAGAAAGUGUAAAAAAGGGUAAGGAAAACAAGGAUUCUAGAAGCGAGAAUUCCACCGAUGGAAAUGAAGGCAUCAGCCAAGUCAUCCAGUCUGAAAGAGAGAAGAUAUGUGAAGAAAUGUUGGCAUCAGGGGAAGAGCGAGAAUUUGCAGACGAAAGGAAAACUGAUCAGAGAGACCCCCUGAAAUCCAAAGAUGAUAAAUCUGGUGGGGAGAAGAAAAAGUCAAAAAAGCAUUCUCACAAAGAGAAGUCCAAAGAGAAGAAGAGAACAGGAGACAUGAUGGAAGAUGCCAAAGUGUCAGUGAAUCGUGACCAUCACAGGAAGGACCAUGUCCUGGAGGGAAAAGCAGAGGCCAGCGAGGCAGUAAAACUAGAGAGAAGUGAUGUGACUAUUGGGGAACUCAGUGGAGCAGCAGAUGAGAAGGUCCAUCUGAGAGUGAAAAGCUUUGAGGAGGAACUAGAUGAGUUGGUGAAUUUAAAAAGGCCGAGCAAUAAAGUCAAGAAGAAGGAAAGGGAAGUGAAGAACGAGGAGAAGAAAGAGAAGACUACCAGCGACACGGCCGAAGGCAAAGUUACAAAAGGGGAUGAUGAGGAGGAGGAGGAAGAAGAGAAGGAGGAAUUGAGGGCCAAGAAAGCCAAACCUGAGGCAAAAAAGAAUCAGAAAGAGGAGAAGAUCAAAGUGAAAGGGGAAAAAAGUGCCCAAGGUGAUGCCAAGGACAAGGCCACAACUGACAAAAAGUCCUCGUCUCGGAAACGGAAAAGUACUGAAACCAAUGGGACCAAAGCCAAAAAUGCUAAAGAGGCGGCCAAAAAGGAAGAAGAAGAAUCAAAGUGGAAAUGGUGGGAGGAAGAUCACUAUGAGGACGGUGUGAAGUGGAAAUUCCUGGAACACAAGGGCCCGUAUUUUGCCCCCCCGUAUGAGCCCCUCCCUGAUGAUGUCACAUUCUACUAUGAUGGGAAGCCUGUGAAACUGAGCCCGGGGGCUGAGGAAGUGGCCACUUUCUAUGGCAAAAUGCUGGACCAUGAGUAUGCCACCAAAGAGGCGUUUCAGAAGAACUUCUUUGUAGACUGGAGAGAGCAAAUGACCAGUGAGGAGCAGAAGCUGAUCAAGCAUCUACACAAGUGCGAUUUCUCUGAGAUCCACAAGUAUUUCUUUGAUAGGAAUGAGGCCCGCAAGGCUUUGCCCAAGGAAGAGAAACAGAAACUGAAAGAGGAAUCUAAUAAGAUCCAGGAGGAGUACGGCUUCUGCAUUCUGGAUGGGCACAGGGAAAAAAUCGGAAACUUCAAGAUUGAGCCCCCUGGACUGUUCAGAGGCCGUGGGGACCACCCGAAGAUGGGAAUGCUAAAGCUGAGGAUCAUGCCUGAGGAUGUGAUUAUCAACUGCAGCAAAGAAUCCAAGAUUCCAGAGCCCCCUACUGGGCACAAGUGGAAAGAGAUCCGGUCUGAUAAUACGGUGACUUGGCUAGCGUCAUGGACUGAAAAUAUUCAGAGUUCAAUCAAGUACAUCAUGUUAAACCCAAGCUCCAAGCUCAAGGGAGAGAAGGACUGGCAGAAAUAUGAAACCGCUCGGCAACUGAAAGGGGUAGUGAGUGACAUCAGAGCUCAGUAUCGGGUGGACUGGAAAUCCAGGGAGAUGAAGAAACGGCAAAGAGCUGUGGCCCUGUAUUUCAUUGAUAAGCUGGCACUCCGAGCGGGAAAUGAGAAGGAGGAAGGGGAGACGGCAGAUACAGUGGGCUGCUGUUCCCUAAGGGUAGAGCACAUACAGCUGUACCCAGAGCUCGAUGGACAACAGUACAUGGUGGAGUUUGACUUCCUGGGGAAGGAUUCCAUCCGCUAUUAUAACAAGGUGCCAGUGGAGAAGGAGGUUUUCAAGAAUCUCAAGCUUUUCAUGGAGAAUAAAAACCCAGAUGAUGAUCUGUUUGACAGACUGAAUACUACCAUACUGAACAAACAUCUACAGGAUCUGAUGGACGGACUGACAGCCAAAGUCUUCCGAACCUACAAUGCUUCCAUCACCCUGCAAAACCAGCUGAAGGAGCUGACCAAUGGGGAAGACAACGUAGCAGCCAAGAUUUUGUCUUAUAAUCGGGCAAACCGAGCUGUAGCUCUUCUCUGUAACCACCAGAGGGCACUCCCAAAAACCUUUGAAAAGUCAAUGCAGAAUCUACAGACUAAGAUUGAUGCAAAGGAACAGCAACUGAAAGAAGCAAAGAAAGAGUUAAAGAGUGCAAAGGCCGACUAUAAAGCCAAGAAAAACGAGAAGUCGAAGAAGGAAUUGGAGAAGAAGAAGAAGCAGUUUGCAAGGAUAGAGGAGCAGCUGAUGAAGCUGAAGCUACAGGCCACAGAUAAAGAGGAGAAUAAGCAGAUUGCCCUUGGCACGUCCAAACUCAACUAUCUGGAUCCCCGUAUUUCUGUUGCCUGGUGCAAGAAGUAUGGGGUGCCCAUUGAGAAGAUCUAUAACAAGACACAGAGAGAUAAAUUCGCCUGGGCCAUAGACAUGACCAGUGAGGAGUUUGAGUUCUAACCUCAGUUAUAUGUGGAGCCAUCACCAGCACUUAAUCCAAGCACUACCUCGUUAUAUACAUGAACCCCAACACUGACACCCUGCUGACUCCCACAUGGGGUUUAUUUCAGAUGAUGAGAUUCAUCUUGUAUUUGCCAUAUUGGUACCAAACUCUUGUUCAAUUUACAUUCAAAGCAAUGGGAGAAGGGGGUGCUACUGAUUUGGGCAAUGUGGUGCCGCCGCUCCUAAAGUGCCUCCAGUAGCCCCCACCUGCCAUUACUGAUACAGUAACCCUUUAGUUUAGAUUUCUAUUGACUAUGAUUGGUUGGAAAACAUUCUGUUUCUUUCAACUUGUACAAGUUUUCAUGGGGUUCAUAUUCAGAGCUCUGGAAAAAACCAAAUAUUCCCAGUUUUGCCGUAACCCAAAUAACCGUUUUGAUGAUGAUGCUGCUGCCGAGAGAGAGAAGACAUUCGGCUCAAAAUGUGCGAUAAUUGCUGUAAAAUAGAAAUUGUGAAUUUUUUUUUUUGUUACCAUUUAUUUUUCAUUAAGGAACCAAAGAUCUGAUUAAAGCCGGUAUUUUUGGGAUUCCGUGUAAAUGUUCUUUAUGGUUCUGACGAUUCCACAGACUUGUCUGAAAGAUGUUGAAUUAAAAGAAUAAACGUCGAAGAGUCACAUGAUUGUUCGGCACCUUGUGUUUC